AUGUCUACUGCUCUCUCUCCUGGUAACGGUAUCUUCCCUCAUGGACCGCAGAUGCGCCAACCAUCCCUAGCUUUCCUCUAUCGACUCGAAUGCGACAUCGCCAAAGAGGAGGUCAACAUCGGCGCGCCAUACAAUGCAGGCACAAUCCGGAGCAUUGCCAAUGUCAUCGGCGGUACCAUCAAGGGACCCAGUAUUGAGGCUUCUAUCUUACCUCUUGGUGGCGCAGACUGGGCGACUGUGGUAAAGGGAACUCAUUCCAUGACUCUCGAUGCCCGUUAUACUGCACGUACAAGCGAUGGCCACUACAUCUACAUUCGCGCCCACGGCCUCUACCGCCCUGGCCCCGGAACCGAGUACGCGAAGCAAGUCGAAGCCGACCCGGAAAAGCCACCGCAGUACGCUGUGACUCAGGACGAUGUUGAAUUCUUCUCGCACCUCAGACUGGAAGCCGGUCCCGGUCCCUAUAACUGGCUCAACGGGCUGGUCUGCCUCGGCGUAAUGACCUGUGAAGGCGAGAAGAUCUGGAUAGAUACGUACCACCUGACAAAUUUCCCGGGCAUCAAGCCGGAGAACGUGGUGGCGAAGGAAUGA
Messenger RNA from Penicillium atrosanguineum, 591 nucleotides. Its product is annotated as DUF3237 domain-containing protein. The coding region runs from base 1 to 591 and encodes 196 amino acids. NCBI's taxonomy places the organism in Eukaryota, Fungi, Ascomycota, Eurotiomycetes, Eurotiales, Aspergillaceae. The transcript is spliced from 2 exons. The record is from RefSeq and is a predicted model, not a curated record.